GAGCUGGCGCGGCUGCGCGAAAGCAUCGCCGAGGGUAGCACGGCGCCAGCGCCAACUACGGCAGCCAAGAGCGAUGAUGAGGAAAUGCGACAGCUCACCAGCGAACUGGAUCAAACAAAGAAGCUUCUCAGGCAGCAAAGCCAAUCCCUACAACAGAAGAGCCAAGCCCUUCGGCGCAUGGUCAAGAAAGUCGAACUACUCCAGGCUUUGGGCAAUGGAGCCAAGACUAAGGGCAAGGCCACAGGUGCCGUUGAGAACGAGUGCAGCCCAGCAGAGGAAGCUCAAGGAUCCCAAGGUCAAAGCUCUGAAGAUGCAGAGGGUGCGAGCAGUAGCGACGAAGCCCAUCUACUUCUCGAUGACACGGAUGAUGGAGAGAAUCUAGAACUCGAUGGGGAUCUAGACGAGGAUGCCGCGGAAUGCGCGGAACGUUCGCACAGCACUCACAGCGUUCAAGCUUCUCAGGGCCACAUUGACCCUGGAGAUGCAUGCUCGGAAGGCGGUGAAGAUGAAGUGCAAGAGCAAGAUCGAGUGCCACAAGUGCAGUUGGAGGAUGUAGAUGGCCUAGCGAUGCAAGGUCUGCAAGAGCAAUCCGCCACUCUGAACGAGGAGGCGGUCAAACCUGAAGGCAGAAUUGUGGAAGUCAACGAGUCUGGAGAAGAAAAGACGGUGGAGGGCCACAAAGCAGAGGAGAUGGGCAACGUCAGAGAGCAGUCAGGACCUGGAAUUGUCAGCCAACAGGACCGUUGA
Molecule: messenger RNA, 747 nt
Organism: Symbiodinium pilosum
Lineage: Eukaryota; Dinophyceae; Suessiales; Symbiodiniaceae
Source: the annotation of a GenBank genome assembly